This is a messenger RNA of Lathyrus sativus (Indian pea), 429 nucleotides long. The record is from the annotation of a GenBank genome assembly. Lineage: Eukaryota; Viridiplantae; Streptophyta; Magnoliopsida; Fabales; Fabaceae.
AUGGGGAAGACAAGAGGAAUGGGAGCUGCCCGCAAGCUGCGGAGACUCCGUAUUAAGCAAAGAUGGGCAGACAAGCAAUUUAAAAAAUCUCAUCUUGGGAAUGAAUGGAAGAAGCCUUUCGCUGGUUCAUCCCAUGCCAAGGGAAUUGUACUUGAAAAGAUAGGUAUUGAGGCAAAGCAACCUAACUCUGCCAUUAGAAAGUGUGCCAGAGUUCAACUCAUCAAAAAUGGGAAAAAGAUAGCCGCAUUCGUGCCAAAUGAUGGUUGCUUAAAUUACAUUGAAGAAAAUGAUGAAGUUUUGAUAGCUGGGUUUGGACGUAAAGGUCAUGCUGUCGGUGAUAUCCCUGGAGUCAGAUUCAAGGUUGUGAAAGUUUCGGGUGUCUCUCUUCUUGCUCUCUUCAAGGAGAAGAAGGAAAAGCCUAGGUCUUAA